Rhizophagus irregularis DAOM 181602=DAOM 197198 is the source of this 1068-nucleotide messenger RNA. NCBI's taxonomy places the organism in Eukaryota, Fungi, Glomeromycota, Glomeromycetes, Glomerales, Glomeraceae. The record is from RefSeq and is a predicted model, not a curated record.
AUGAUCAGAAUUGGUUCUUAUGGAGAAGUCAAUCGUGCUAAUUGGAAAAAUACUGAACACUUUUACGCUUUGAAGUCUUUUAGUAAUGAUAAACAGACUCUUGAAGAAAUCAUAAAAGAGAUAAAAAAUUAUUCAUUAGUCUUGGAAUAUGCCAAUGGCGGUACACUAAAUACUUAUUUAGGCAAAAACUUUAAUGAUCUGGAUUGGGACGAUAAAUCUCGUUUAGCAUUACAACUGGCAGAUGCUGUAGGGUUUUUACAUGAUAAUGAUAUUGUUCAUCAUGAUCUGUACUCUGGAAAUAUACUUAUACAUCAGAACAGUAUUAAAUUAACAGACUUUGGGUUAUCAAAAAAAGUUACUGAAGCAUCAAGUAUCACAUCGAAAAUACAGGGUGUAAUACCCUACGUGGAGCCGAAGAAACUCAAUGAUGAAAAUUAUAAAUUAAAUAAAAAGUCAGAUGUGUAUAGCAUUGGAGUUUUAUUGUGGCAAAUUUCAAGUGGACAUGAAGCAUUUGAAGAUAUUGAACAAGACGUUAGUUUUAUUUUAUCUUUAAUAAAAGGUAAAAGGGAAAAAAUUAUUGAUGGAACUCCUGUUAAAUAUAGUAAAUUAUACACAGAAUGUUGGAAAUAUGAAUCAAAUGAACGUCCAAAUAUGCACGAAGUUAUUUUGACGCUCAAAAAAAUCAUUUCUCCUGAAAUUAUUGUUGAUAGUCUCAAUGAACUAAAUGAAGACAAUAAAAGUACUUAUUCAUCGGAAAAAUACGGAUCAAUUUCAAAAACAAGCAAAGAGACUGUAGAUAUAAAUGAUGAUCUGGAUAUUAACAACAGUUUAAUAUUGAGUACUAUUUCACAUAUUGCAUCGUUAGAAAAUAGUAAUAUAUAUGAAAGUAAGUUAAGUUCGCAAAAUUGUAUGGAUGUGGUGGAAUUUGAAAAUACUAGUUCAUCUAACAAGUCAGACACAAUAUUUCCGUUAUAUAUCCAUAAUUAUGCUCGUAAAUCCGUAAAUGUUCAGUGUGCCGCAACUGUUGAGAAAAUAAUCCGUGAUUUUAUUUGUAGAAAUGGAUUUUAA